UCUGUUUUAGUCACCGGAACAAAACUCAAUAUCUCAUCCGACAAAGUUAGAGAAACGAACAUAUUUAAAUGAAAUGAAAAUAAAUGGAGAAGGUGGAGAGUUGUGAGAAGGACAGGUGAAUCUACCAAUAAUCUCCUGCCUUAGAAGAAUGGGUCACAUGGAGUUUUGGCUUUCUAUAUAUUAAACCUAUUUCCCAACUCUAUUUUUUCUCUCAAAGUAGAUACAUUUACUUCUUUGACCAUUUCUCAAAACAGAGUCCCGUUGGUGUUUUCAUAAAAAGUUUUUCUCUCUUUUCGUUCAGUCUUUUGCGGGAUCUCUCGGUUUCUGACAUUGCCGUGAAAGUCUCAAAUGCUUGUCUAAUAAAGCAAACAUAUUUUGUCCGAAAACUGAGCUCUUUGAUACGUACAGAGAAAGAGAAUCCCGCAAAACUCUCUCCUCUCUCUCCUUCUCUUCUCUGUUUUUUUGUGGGUAGAGUUUUGGUUCUUUUCUUGGAUCAUAAUGGGUUUUAAUGAAUCCAACCUAGACCGAUUCUUACGCUGCACUACACCUAUCGUCCCUUCUCGUUCCCUCCCAAAGACACAGAUCAAGAACCUGAAUCCUCUGUGGUACCCGUUGGAGAGCGAGAGCGUGGAGUACUUCAGGUUGAGCGACUUCUGGGAUUGUUUCGACGAGUGGAGCGCUUACGGUGCAGGUGUCCCCAUUGUCUCGGAAACGGACGAGACAUUGGUCCAGUACUAUGUUCCUUACCUCUCUGCAAUCCAGAUUUUCACCUCUCAUUCUGUUCUCAAUGCUUUAAGGGAGGAGACAGAAUCUGGGGAUUCAGGGAGCGAGACAUGUAGCGAGGAGUGGAGAUGGGAAGGAAGUUCUUCUUCAGAGGAAGGAUUUGAUCAUCAAGAACCUCUUGAUCGCCUUGGUUACUCUUACUUGCAGCAUUUCGAGAGAUGUACACCUUACUCCAGAGUCCCUCUCAUGGAUAAGAUCAAAGAAUUGGGAGAAAGACAUGCAGGGUUAUGGUCAUUGAGGAGUGUUGAUCUGUCUCCUGCUAGUUGGAUGGCUGUUGCUUGGUCUGACUUUUUCUUCUCUGUGUGGUUUUCAAAAAACAAAGUUAAGGUUAAUGUUUUUCAAAUGGUGAUGGUGUUAAAUUAUAUACGUAGGUAU
This is a messenger RNA of Camelina sativa (false flax), 1158 nucleotides long. The record is from RefSeq and is a predicted model, not a curated record. Lineage: Eukaryota; Viridiplantae; Streptophyta; Magnoliopsida; Brassicales; Brassicaceae.